Messenger RNA from Encephalitozoon intestinalis ATCC 50506, 2451 nucleotides. Its product is annotated as chitin synthase 1. NCBI's taxonomy places the organism in Eukaryota, Fungi, Microsporidia, Unikaryonidae. Gene Ontology annotation, molecular function: chitin synthase activity. The transcript has a single exon. The coding region runs from base 1 to 2451 and encodes 816 amino acids. The record is from RefSeq and is a predicted model, not a curated record. Gene Ontology annotation, cellular component: cell septum; cell periphery.
AUGCUAUCGCAGGGGGAGAUACUAAGAAAUCCGUCCAGAACAAGGCUUCAAAGGCCUCCCAAAAGUACAUCGGAAAACAAAGGAUGGUGGUAUAAGAUGACUAUAUUUCUAACAUGUUUAAUUCCGAAUUUUAUGUUGAGAUGCUUUGGAAUGACAACGCCGGAGAUUCAACAUGCAUGGAGAGAAAAGGUAGCUUUAUGCAUUUGUAUAUUUUUCUGUUGGAUCGUAUUAGCCUUUAUGACCUAUGGAAUGAACACUAUUGUUUGCAGAGGAAAUACACAAUAUGUUGCAUCAAAACUUAAGGUGGAUGGAUUUAACAGAAACAUUGUAAUAGCAAAUGGAGGGCUCUAUUAUACAGAUGACGAAUAUACAAUUGGGGAGAACUACACACAUGUGUUUGAAAAAGAGAGUGAUGCAUGCAAGCUUGCAUUUGGAAGACAGCUUCCCAGCGGUUCAGAGGAUAUCGAAGACCUAGAGAGAAUAAACGAUAUCUAUUGGGAGUGGGGGGAUAUAAUGAAGAAGGGAAUGGUAGUUGUCAACAACAAAGUUUACGACCCAUCACAUUGUUCUGAGCCUUUAUUUGAAGAAUUUAACCGUAAGUAUGCAGGGACGGAAGGAAAACCUGAUUUCGAUAUGGACGAAUGGAAGUGCUAUCAAGACAUGUUUUAUGCAGGGAAGAUUGCUACAAAAACACCGGGAUGCCUUCUUGCCGACACAGUAUUCUGGAUCACAACUGUCUCCAUCUUUGGACUGAUAAUUACAAAGUUCUCCCUAGGAUUUUUCUACUCUUGGUAUGUGAAGAGGAAACCAAGACCUAGUCCAAAUGUAACUCCCUGUAUACUGCUGGUAACAUGCUACAGCGAAGGAAGGGAUGGUAUAAAAAACACUCUAGACAGUCUCUGCAAACAAGAUUAUGGAUAUGACUAUAAGUUGAUUGUGGUGAUAUGCGACGGAGAAAUAACUGGGUCUGGAAACGAUUUGAGUACUCCCGAUAUAGUUUUAGGGCUGUGUGAUGUAAAUAGAAAUGCAGAGCCCAAAGGUUACAUAUCUCUUACGGACGGAGCCAAGCGCUACAACCGAGCCAAGGUAUAUGGAGGAUACUACCAUGUAAGUGAAGAAAAAAAGAGAAAACAAUACAGAUGUUGGCCUUGCUUUGGAAGACAGGAAGAUUCUACGGAGGUCAAGAACUAUAAGACAAGGAUCCUCAUAAUCAAUAAAUGUGGAAAUCCCGAAGAAACAUUUAAGGCUGGGAACAGAGGAAAAAGAGACAGUCAGGUGAUUCUGAUGUCCUUCUUUUCAAAAUUAAUUUAUGGAGACAGGAUGACGGAGCUAGAUUUUGAAAUUUACCAGAAGAUGAAGUUUUUGAUGCCGCAUAUGCAGCCGGAAGACUUUGAAUGUAUACUGAUGGUUGAUGCAGAUACAAUAGUUAAACCGGAUGCUUUGUCUAUUAUGGUGAAUGUUUUUGAAACUGAUCAAAAGGUUAUUGGAAUAUGCGGGGAGACCAUGAUUUUGAACAAAUUCGAGAGCUGGGUUACCAUGAUACAGGUUUUUGAAUAUUACAUCAGUCACCACCUUAAUAAGGCUUUUGAGUCUGUAUUUGGUGGUGUUACAUGCCUUCCUGGAUGCUUUUGCAUGUAUAGAAUUAAGAUUGUUACAAACCAGCAAGGGAGAUUGCUUUCUGGGCCGUCUAAGUCUCAAACGAACGCCCCAAGGCUGAACAAUGUGAAGUCUAUUCUGAAUUCGUCCUUAGAAAAGAGUUUUUGCCUUCCGAUUCUUGCAAAUCCAGCAAUCAUAAAUGCUUAUUCUGUUCUUGAAGCAAAGACCUUGCAUCAAAAAAAUCUUUUGCACCUGGGAGAAGAUAGGUAUUUAACGACUCUGUUGCUGAAAAACUUUUAUAGAAGAAAACUUGUGUUUAUUCCUGCAGCCAAAUGCGAAACGUAUGUCCCUGGGGAGUUUAGUGUCCUUCUCAGCCAAAGGAGAAGAUGGAUUAACUCAACUAUACAUAAUCUAUUUGAGCUUGUCCAGGUUAACAAUCUUUGUGGGGCCUUUUGCUUUUCGAUGCAACUUGUUGUGGUGAUGGAGCUAUUUGGAACAUUAGUACUCCCGGCAGCGAUAAUUUUCACGUUUAUCAUGAUUACUGUAUCCAUCCUGAUAGAGCCAGCCUGGGUUCCUUUGAUCAUGUUAGUUGGAAUUUUCGGCUUACCUGCCUUAUUGAUACUGAUCACAACGAUGGAGAUACAGUACAUAUUCUGGUGUUUUGUUUAUGUGCUGUCUAUUCCUAUCUGGAAUUUUGUUCUGCCCACAUAUGCCUUCUGGCACUUUGACAAUUUCACUUGGGGAGACACUAGGAAGGUUGAUGGUGAGGGAAAAGAAGACAACCUUGGUAUGUUUGAUCAUACCAAAAUCAAAAUGCGAGAACUAGAAGAGUUUCUUAACGAGAUAAAUAAGUGA